GUUGGUAGUAAAUCCGUGUGUGUUUGCGGGCAUAUUUUUGGGACGCAGCCUCCAUCCCUCCCCCUUCCAGAGGACAAAGACUAAAAUGGGUCAGACUCCGGAGAGCAGCACCAGCCAUCAUGUAAUGUAGUUCAUCCUGCUGGAGACAGAAACAAGAUGCUAACGACGAGAUUCAUGGCGUUUUUAAAGCGCUCCAUCCAACAUGUCGCCCGCGGACUCCGCUUUUCCCCUCACAUCUAACGGCCGGUGAUGACGCCGUGGACUCGGUUCUUCACGGACAUUUAACGGCUGAAAAACACGGUUUGAUUUUGGGGGAAUCCGGUUUUUUUUUACCAACAUGUCCUCUCGGGAUGGGUGAAGCAGCACACUGGGACUGAACUGGUUUGAUUGGGAUUCCUGCUGAUGGUGGAGCUCCGGUUUCCAGUCAAACACCGACACAUCAUACUGUUGAACGACCGACGGAGGGUGAUGGACGCCGGGCAGAGUUAAUCAGUGUCCUCGGGGGAAAUACAGGUACAACCGUGACUCUUGAGGGAAUCUCAAAAAACGGAUUUCACAAACGUUACACCGUGUUACAUUAUGUCCCAGUUACCCGGUAACAUCAGCACCAUUAAAACCAGUUGAGCUCCGUGCUGGUACGGCAGGUGGUUCAUAGAAUUACCUAAAAGCUAACCGUUACACACAUAUUAGCUCUCCUAUGGGGACUACAGAGGGGAUUUUAUCCGUGUUUAUGUAACUACUAUCCCAUUAACACCAGUAAACAGGCUUCUGCUAGCAACCCACAUCCUCGUACUUAAUUUAGGGGAGACUGGGGAAGGUUGUGACACUUUACAUAGCCCUUAAUUUCUCGAUGAAAAUUUCAGUUAAACAAGUCAAAUUUAAAUAUUUUAAGUUGACGUCCGUCUGCUAAUCUUUAGUAUUUAAAGGUAAGCUGUUAUGGUUUAUGAUGAGAUGAACAAUAUUUAUUUAACCCUCUGUAGUUUGGGGUAUAGUUAGCCGUUUUUAGCCACUUUUGAUUUAACCUUUAUAUUUCCCAUUUAAAACGGUUUGCCUUGCUUGGUAUCAUUUUUUUCAGCACAACCUCACCUGUGUGAAUUUACAGUUAUUUUUUUAUUUUGACAUACUGUGUUAACGCAGGAGACCUAAAUUCACACACAAAACACAAAAUCCAAGUGGAAAAAAGUAAAAAAAUUUACUGUAAAAACCACAAAUAUGUAUAACAAAACAUUUUAUAACUUAGACUGCAAAUAUAUAUUGUAAACUCCAAAACGUUUAUACAAUUUUUGCAAAAAACACAAUAAUUUACCACUUUUACAUUAAAAUACAGGCAAUGCCUCAGGUGUUUUUUGUACAGCUAUUUACAAAACAAUGUAUGGUCUCACAAAUGGCACAUUUUAUUUAUGCUACUACAAAAAACAUGAUGUAAAUGUGGCAUAGUGUAAAACGUGAUGUAAAAAACUUAUGUAGACCCUCCUCUAUGUCAGUUCGCUUGUAAUUUUUCCAUAAUUCUUUGUUUUUUGCCGCUGAAGAAACAGGGCUGUUUUUUCAGCUGCUAGGCUGACACCUGCCCUCUCAUAGUGGUUUCAGCAGUAAAAAUAGGAAUAUAAUAUUGUCAGUCCUGUUGCUGCUAGUCUCGUUUGCUUUUGUUUGUUGUAACAAAGCAUUAAAAUGAAUUUCUCCUUAUUAUAUAAGCAUAAAAAAAAACCCUGCCAGAGCUUUAAGUUAAGGAUAAUUCGCAGAAAGCUGUUUUAAACACCAUCCUAUCUUUCAGAAUGUGCCCUUUUUAAAGACAAUUUCUAUCAUCCAGAACUUUCUGUCUUUAAAGGUCUCUUUUUCUGUCUUUUUUUGUCAAAAUAAAGACGUUUUAACAGACAUUUCAUGUUACAGUUUGCCUCUCAGAAUCUGUUACAAGGGUUGUCUCCAUGGCAACGGUGUUAUGCAGAAUUAACAGAUCUUAGAAUGCUGUAAUCAACCAAUCAGAUUUGAGUAUACAACGCAGUUAUGCAGUGAAUAGAGUUCAAUAACGCCAGCCUUUGUCUGAAUUAGCAUCAUAAUAAUACAUUAUUUAAUUUUUAUAUUACGUUAAUUUCUUUUUUGGAUUAAUAACACCGUAAUACUAGAGGAUAUUUUAAACUAUUUAAAAUACUUCUCUAAGACUCUUUUUUUGUAGUUUUGUUUUUAUUUUGAAGUUCAUUCUGCCUUAACUAUGUGCCAAAUUUUAUGCAACUGUACAACAGAGCUGUUUUGUUUGCUUAUAAAAAGCACUCCUUAAAAAUUAUUUUCUUGUUUAUCAUCUUAAAGAAAUCAGGACAUAUUGUCCUGAUUUCAAACUUAUGACCUCAUGUGUCUGUAUGUCUUGUUCCAACCUGGCUGAUUGUGAGUCAGAUAGCUGUGGCCGUAAAGGAGAUAAAGUGAACUAAUUCCACCUGUCCUUUCAGGAGACGGAGUAAAGUCCUGCAGGGGUGGACUGUGGACCCAGAGACCCAGCAAGAAUCUGAUGGAGGACUGUUCACACCGUCGACUUGGUAAGUUUCUGCUCUGAAUUCAACAUAUUUUUAGUUUUAGCCUGAAAUCUGAAGACUCACUAAUGUGUCCGUCAACAUCAUCCCGAGUGACCUUGUUCACUCUGAGCAGAAAUUUAAAAAUGGAAGCAACUCGGCCGCCUCCUUUAGGAGGACUUUCCAUUUUUAGAUUUCUAUUUUCUCUCCCAGAUACUUUCUAAUUUGGUUCUCUUUUGUUGUUGUUGAAAAGUGAGACAGAUCUGGAGCUCAGAGAUGACAAGGAGAGGAAGUUUUAGUGUCGCAGAGUCCAGGCUGUCACUGAGACGCUUUGAUGAGAAUUUGAAGACUCAGAAAGUCCAAAGAAAGUAUCUGUCUUUAGUGAUGUUUGGUUUUAAAACUUUAAAAACGACACGAAAUUUGGCGAUCUGGAGUAUGGAGGUAAAGAACACUUCCUGAUCUGGUGUUACGUAAUAAGACGAAUCUGCUUUUAGUGCAGUGACUUGGCCAGAAAUCGUCAGAUAUUCUUCAUAAUUAAACUGAGUUUCCAUUUUGUGUCUCCCUCUUACAUCUGUCGUGUUUUUGAGGCCUCUCUUAGUUUUGUACAGCUGUAACGAAUCAGGAGGGAGGUUGAAGCGUAUCCCACUGAGGGACAGACAAACUAGUGGCACCACCUUUGAUGCAACAUGCUUAUGUAAAAGUUCAAGUCCUGAAAACAACCUCUCAUCUCUAGCACAUGUUUUUCUGUUUCUACAAUUGAAGGAUUUUUUCCAUCUCUUCUUAAAUCUGCAGACAAACUUCUUCCAAACUAACAGCAGUGAUGCCACGUUCAUGUCUGUAGAAAUUAUCCACUUUGGUUUGUGAAAAGAAGUUGCGGAGACUGUUUCAAACUUUUUUGAACAAUACUGAUUUUUCUUGCGACAAAAGCAACGCCAUACGUGUUUCCCCCUAAAUUAUGUUUUUUCUACAGCAACAUAACGGAUUUAACUAAAAGUAUUGCAAACCUACAGAACAUCAAAGCUAAUUCAAGGCCCGCAGCCUGAAGAGGCCAUAUUUGGAGGCCAAAUGCGUCACAGCAGCGCGUCAAAGGCUGUCCCAUUUCAAAGGCUCCUCCAAAUGUGUCCUACUUUUCCGGGCUGUGGAGACUGCAUCAGGUGCAUCCUUCAUGGCCUCACUUAUCCCGUGAUUUUUUGCGUGCGGAGAUAGCAGGCUCUCAAAGUGCUGAGUAAUACACUGAUAAAUUAUACUAUUCGGUUUUAUCUCAGUUGUGAGCCGUACAAAUGUUAUUCAAGACAGACGCAGUGAAAUUACACAUUGUAGAGGCGUACAGACUGUUGGACAUGCUAGAUAUCAAUCAGGCUCAUGACAAUCUCUGCAGACAAACAGAGUGAGACUCAAACUACUAAAUGUGGAAUGGGGGACUAUUUCAGACUCAGUGUCCAGGUUUCUUCAUGCUUGUUCUUACUGAUAAGUCCAAAAAGUUGUGUGUCAAUCAUGAAUGCUAUCUGGUCACAGCACAGUUGAGAUAUUUACUUCAUGUCACACAUUUCUGCUCCAAACCAAAAUUUGAAUUCAUGGUUAUGCUUGUGUUUUUGUGUAGCAGAGAUUUCGUGUGGACCUCUUCCCUUCCGUGUCGGACUCUGAUCUGAUCCUGAUCUAAGACCGUAGACCUGUAGACAUGUCUCCUCCAGCGUCCCGUCCUCGCUCCUGGACGCUCAGGCUGCUCCUCACCGCUCUGCUGAUGCUGACCAUGAUGACAUCGCUUCCCGUAUCGGCUGUGGAGGCGGAGACGUGUUUCUCCAGACAGCAUCAGGGCGUGAUCGUGAAUGUCAGACUGGCCUUAAACAGACCGUCCACGGUGAUGGACGCCCGCGCCGUCCGCUCGGAGAGGGACUGCGUGCUCGCCUGCUGCUCCGAGGAAGUCAAACCAGGUGAGAAUUUAACAUGAAUACAUCAACCAGCAUAACUCAGUAAUGACUUGUGUGUGGUUCGAGUGCAUUGUGGGGCAGAGUAGGGAAGGUAUAAUAAAGGCUAAAAUUUGCUAUAAUAGGCCCUAGUUUGUGCGCUGCUUAACUAGCAACAUGCCGUUAGACAUGCCCAGAUUCUCGUCGCACUGCUUGCUUCAGACUGAUGAUGCAUCUUUUACUCUAAUAUUUUUUUGUCCUCCGUUUGGUAAAUGAUUCAUAAAAACACUCAGAGUGUCGAAAAAAUGACGACUUUAGAUGUCUUUAAACAUCCACAGGAGAAGCUGAGUCUCUGGGUUCGUUUCAGGAUCCGGUCUAGACUUCAAAAACACUCAUCAGGUCAAAGUGAGACUCGCUGACAGGCUGUAUGAAGCUGCUCAGGCAGAGACGUGACAGCUUUACUCAGAAACCUGCUUUCAUCUUUAAAAACAGCACACAGAUAUUUAAAAAGCUGCAGAUCUCGUCUGUUAGAGCUCGGUCACGUAACAAAAAUAGAAAAUAUCUGACUAAAGAGAAAAUCAGAUCAGACAUCAUGGUGUCUUUACACAGAGGAAUAAAACACCUGAUAUAACAGCUCAUUUGCAUAACUGCUGUGUGAUGAAGGAAACACAGAAAGAACCAUGUGUAACAUACAUGACUUCAUGUUUUUGUGUUUUUUUAAUGAUAAACUUGAUUUGAUUUAAAGGUGCAAAGUGCAGCAUGGCCGUGUUCAACUCCAACAAACAUCCAGGUGAAGAUAACUGCUUCCUGUUUCACUGUCAGACGGAGCAGGACUGUCCUCUGAUGAAGGCUCAGGACGGCAUCAACACGUACGACAUCUACAAAGGUAAAUCCAUCAGACUGUUCACAUGGGGAUGUCUUUAAGGUGUCAGGCAGCUGAGAGUUUGACAAUAAGGCGUAAGCCAAGUCUUUGAUUAAAGGGAUAUUCCGGCGUAAAUUUAAGUUAGGAUCAAAGACACCCUAACACAGAGUUAGACACCCCAUCGAGGGAUGAAUGUUGCCGAUCGCUUGCUUCUCUAGUUAUACCAACUUUAGUCACAACCGCAGAUAGCAAUACAGAGAGCCACGUGCUCAACCAAAACGCCACUCUAUAUCCACAAAUAAUGCUCAGAACAGCACCUAACUUAAUCAACAGUACAUAUAGGGUCCUAGUCAUAGUUCAAGCCACCAAACAUCUUUUUAACUUUGCCUGAUUUCUUUAGCAAAGAGACUAAACACAGCACACCUACUCUCUUCCAGCAGCCGCUUGUUUGUAUGGCGAGACCUCUGGGUGAGUCUAUCGACUGCAGCAGGGGGACGCAGCUCAAGGAAGAACAUUUGUGACCAUUACUAAUGAUCAUCAUAUUAAUCAUUUUGCACUGCAGACUUCUGCCUCAGCGUCUCAGUCUGACUGCAUUUCCAUGAAGAAAUGAUCAUAAGUGUUCUUCCUUGAGCUGCAUCACCCCACUGUAGUCCAUAAUGAACUGGCCCUAGGUCUAGCUACAAACAAGCAACUGCUGGAAGAGAGUAGGUGAGUUGUGUUUAGUCUCUUUGCUAAAGAAAUUAGGCAAAAUUAAAAAGAUGUUUGGUGGCUGGGACCCUAUAUGUCCUGUUGAUGAAGUUAGGUGCUGUUCUGAGCAUUAUUUGUGGCUAUAGAGCGGCGUUUUGGUUGAGCGCCUGGCACUCUGUACUGCUAUCUGCGGUUGUUACUAAAGUUGGUAUAACUAGAGAUGGAAGCAGUCUGCAACAUUUAUCUAACUCUAUCUAACUCAGUGUUACGGUGUGUUUGACCCUAACUUAAUUUUACGCCGGAAUAUCCCUUUGACUGGGAACAUGUCAGAUAUUAGGGGUUACACUGCCCCCUGCUGGAUCCAUAAAAUGAAUCUCGUCUUCUUUACUCCUCAGGUUUGAUUCAUCCAACCACAGUGAGACCUGCAACAACCACCACCAGCACCACCACACCAGCUCCAACCACACCCACAACCACGACCACCACCACGACAACCACAACCACGACCACCACACAGAGUACGACAACACCAACAACCACAACAACAACAACAACAACCCCAACCCCAACAACAACCACCACCACCACACAGGCCCCCACCACCACAACCACAGAACCCCCACCCAUCAUCAUCAUCGCCACCAUGGCUCCAGUCACUCUGCCACCAAUCGACGACACCCCGACGCAACAACAACAACAACUACAACAACAACAACUACAACUGCAACCACCACUACUGCCGCAGUGAGGAAACCAUCCAAACCCAGCAGAAAACAGAACAAACCCCCUAAGAAGGUGAAACCACAUCCUGCCGCCACCAACACCUCCGCCCCACUCCAUCACACACCCACACCACCACCUUCAGUGGUGACGGCUGCACCAAGAACUACUGAGAAACUACAGCCAAGCACUCAAACUACACCUAGAACUACCACCACUACUACAACCACGACUCCAGCUACGACCACCACCACUACUACGACUACUCCUGCGACUACUACAACUACCACCCAUCCCACUACGACUACAACCACGGCUACUACAACCACGACGACGACAACAGCUCAACCAACAACGACAACAACUACCACUGAUCCGCCCACGACGAGGACAACUCAAGCAGCAAGUUUAAUCAUCGUCCCUAAAGGUGCUGACCACGCCCUUCAGACUGACCCCGCCCUCCAGAACUCAAGCAUCAGCCGGGGGAAGGCGGUGGCCACGCGGGGGGCUUUGAAGAGCGGCGUGGUAGCGUUCAUGGUGCUCGGGCUCGCUGUGCUCACGCUGGCUCUGGCCGUAGGUGGGCGGAAAGCGAUGGAGUCCUUCGACAGACGCCAUUACACGAGACUGGAGUUGAACGACCUGCACUACGAGGUGUGAGGAGGGACAAAAAGCCUCUUUGAGUUUGGUGACGGGAGCUCAGAAGGACAAAAAGCAGGACUCAUAAUGGGUGAAGAUUGUUCAUGUUUGCUUUUUUAUAACAUUUUGAUUUCUUUGCCGCACAGAGUUACACAAUUAUGGAAUGUCUACGUUGCAACAUCAAAGGGGCGUGACUAACAAGAAUACUUCAUUCUGAUUGGCCAGAGGGAGUGCAUUACUUCGCAAUAACCACACAGCUCUUGCAAAGAGUUAUUUACACCAUAUCAUGUAUGCGUAAACACAACCUCUGUCUCACUGAGGUCCCAUAUGAUGAAAACGCUUUAUUUUUCUGUGGGGGGUUUUCGGUUUGUGUUGACUCUGGUGUCUCCUGUGGACAAAGUGAAACCUCUUUUCUCUUGUCCUGCACAUGUGAACGUUGUGUUUUCAGGCCAAAACCUCAUCCUGCUGCUUUGAAACAGCGAGAUGUAUCACUCACUGAGAGUAUUAACCGUGGAAAUGUUUAAAAAGGCUGUUUUCUUCGACGCCUCGCCCCCCUCCGAGGUUUCAGGCGGCAGAAACUACAAGAGAGAAAACAUCAAGUUUUGUUGCUGAUGAUCUUGUUUGGUUUGAAAGGUCAUGGCGAGACAUUAAUAUCGGUUUCAAGCUGUUAAAAACUCCCCACAGUGUCUUAACAACUAAAACGUUAUCUGGGACCUUCAAAAUAUCUGUUUCUAAGUAUUUGACAGUUUCUGCAAUUCUAGUAUCUGCAGUGGAUGUUAUUUUUCCACAUUAUUCCCAUUUUCAUUGACAAACAGACUUAAGUUUGAAAUUAAAUUGUGACCCAGAUUUGCCUUUCAUUUUUAAGAGGUUUAAAAAAAUUUACACUGAGCCAUAUUUUCAGCUCUGAUUGUAAAUUGGUAGUGGUGUAAAGACGAAAAUGGACUCAGUCCUGUGCAGUUAAACCUUCUCACUCCUCUGUGUUUUACAUGUAUUUAACAGCAAUGCACUCUCUCACUAUUUUAGUUACAACAGAACUUAAAACUGAUCAGAUAAUCCAAAAAUGUGUCAUUACAGAGCUUUGAAUAUUCUCAGAUUGAUCAUUUUUCAUGGCAGAUCGUUUAUAUUGAGACACUGAUGUAGUGAUGAAUAAAAUUUAAAGAUGAUCUAUUUGUUUGUGGUACCCCAAAAAAUGAAUCAAGUGACAAAUCAGCCUAAAUUUUCAGCAUAAAUUUUGCCCUAAAUCUGUCCAGACAUCAGACAUUUUUAUCCACUAAUCGAAGUUUGUGUCGGGGUAAAUUCAGGACUCAUGAUUAUUGAUCAUUGAUUAUUCUGAUUUUUUUCCUACAAUUCUCCUGUUUUAAUUUUGACUUGUGUCUAAAGAAGAAAAAAGUAUUUGUCAUUUGUUUGUUAAGUUAUUUCAGGAUCUGUUUUAAUUACAAAUCUAGUUUUAAGCUUUUAAAUUUUUGUUAAAAUUAUGCUCGUUUUUAAGUGAGACGAAUGAUCAACACUGAAAUAAGGAGAAUAAACUGAUGAUAUUCAUUUUUUUAUGAUUUAAACUUUAUGCCAGAGAGGACGUUUUCACUUUGAGGAAACAGCGUAAUAAGAUGUGAAUAUCAGUGUAAGGAUGGUUUCAGACAUUUAGUUUUACUUAUGGCACCUUUAGGCCUCCGUACAAGUGAACGUUAGGCUUCUUUUAUAUUUCUGUGACAUUUUGGAAAUUGUUUUACUCUGACUUUCAUUUCUGUUGCUUUAAAUAUGAAUCUUUGCCAGAGAGUGAUUAUUUUUUCCUCUUUUGUUUACCUUUGUCUGAUCAAUUUUACAUGAACGCACGCUGCCGAUUGGAAAGGAAGAACUAACAGCAAUAUUUUUACCCGUGAAUCUCAGGAAGCCUCUGAAGGGGAGCUAAUGCAGAGAGACUCUGGAUAGUCAGGCGGACUCUGAUUUGGACUUUUUUGGCCUUCGAGGUUCGAGGCCCCUCUCUCGCCAUGGGGUGAAUUAACCCUUUGUGUAUAAGACGUACACCUGCAUGUCUUUUUACUUCCACCUGCUUCAGCCAUACAAGCCUGUGACUGCUUCAACACUCUCACUCUCUCACUGUGUCGGGUUUGUACUUUGUCCACAGUUUUCUUCUCUCACACGUGGAUGAAAAUCGAAUCGAUGGAUGCAAUUCUCUGAGAAUCGAUGCACUAUUGUAUCCUGUGUUUUUUGAUAACUAUGAUAUGCUUCUUUUUGAAUAUUAGAUUGUUUUUCAUAGGUAAGAGUACACUGGCCGCGCACUAUUUUCCUAUAAUAACUAUCUUUGUAUUGGAUGUCAGUGUUUAAGGGGCAGGCUGAGGCUGCUGCAGUGUGGGUCCACCACCAGGGGGCAGCAGCAGCUUGACGGAUGCCUGAAGCUGCACAGUUUGACUGAUUUUCACUUCUUUCUCUUGCUUUAAACUUUGAUUACAGUGUCUGAUGAACUUCAUGGAUAGUAAAAGUUUGGUCUCGUUUUGUGAAGUGAUGCUUUUGCAUAAGUUUUCAAUUUGAUGUUUUGUUCUUAUAAGGAUUAAAAAUGUGAUUUUUGAA
This is a messenger RNA of Xyrichtys novacula (pearly razorfish), 9872 nucleotides long. The record is from the annotation of a GenBank genome assembly. NCBI's taxonomy places the organism in Eukaryota, Metazoa, Chordata, Actinopteri, Labriformes, Labridae.